Molecule: messenger RNA, 1589 nt
Organism: Sinocyclocheilus rhinocerous
Lineage: Eukaryota; Metazoa; Chordata; Actinopteri; Cypriniformes; Cyprinidae
Product: probable tRNA pseudouridine synthase 1
Exons: 8
Coding region: 6-911 (301 amino acids)
Biological process (GO): mRNA pseudouridine synthesis; tRNA modification
Cellular component (GO): nucleus
Molecular function (GO): RNA binding; pseudouridine synthase activity
Source: RefSeq, a predicted model, not a curated record
CCUACAUGCCAAUGACGUCAUCAUCUCGCGCCGUGAUAGCAAUAAGCAUGGCUAUACAGAACGGUUCAUUAUCCAAAUUGCAGUCUUCUUUUAAUGGUAUAUUUGCCAUUUAUAAGAAACAGGGUCCCACCUCCGCAGAUGUGUUAAACACACUGAAGAAGGCGCUUUUAAAAGAGGCAGGUGUUGCAAAUCCCAAUCCUCGCAAAAGGAACAAGCAACCUUUAAAAAUUGGUCAUGGUGGCACCCUGGACAGCAAUGCUUCUGGUGUACUUGUAGUUGGAAUUGGUGAAGGAACAAAGAUGCUCACCACAAUGCUUGCAGGAUCAAAGAAAUACAGAGCUGUUGGAGAGUUAGGCAAAGCAACUGAUACUCUUGAUGUCACAGGAAAUGUUGUUGAAGAAAAGAGUUAUGAUCACAUCACAAAAGAGGCUUUUGAGGAGAAGCUGAAGCAGUUUACGGGUGAAAUUAUGCAGGUUCCACCUCUAUAUUCAGCACUGAAGAAGGAUGGCAAGCGCAUGUCUGUCCUGCUCAAGCAAGGUCAAGAGGUUGAGGCUAAACCUGCACGUCCAGUCACAGUCUACAGUCUCUCUUUACAAGACUUCAGCCCGCCAUAUUUCACCAUAGAUGUUGAGUGUGGAGGUGGGUUUUAUGUCAGAAGCUUGGUUGAUGAUCUUGCAAAAGCUCUGUCAUCCUGUGCUCACAUCAAGGAACUCACUCGGACCAAGCAGGGUCAGUUCACACUGGAAGAGCAUGCAUUGAAGGAGGAUCGCUGGACUUUGAAAGACAUCUCACAGGCUCUGCAGCCUUGCCCAAACCCAUCAGGGCAACAGAAGAAUGCCAAGAAAGCAAAAUCAAAGCAUAAGCCCACCCCAUCUAAAUCUAAGGGUGACGAUGGAGAUACAAAUGAUUAAAGGGGAUGAAACGGCCCGUCUGAUGAACAAAUUACAUUCUCACUGGAAGAACUGUAGGAAAUUGCCUAGUCCACUCUGAUUUGAUCUGGCCUCUAUUACCAUUUAUUUGUAUCCAUCUUCAUGGCCAAGUGAGGAUAAAGCUGGUGGCAUCUGUAUGUUCAAGCUGAUAGAAUUUACUACAGUGUGCAAAAACAAAUUCAGUUAUCAAAGCAUUUUUUUAUAAUUAUUAUUUCAAUUUAAUAACCACUUGACUGUAGUUCUUAUGUUGCCAAGAGAAAUAAAACAUCAUUAUUUUGAUUUUAGAUUAAAACAGAUUGUGUUACGCUAAAACUGCAGUGUUAUUGUGGUGACAAAACAUGACUUGGCACUGUUAAUAUUUGUGUAAGCCCAAAAGUGCUUAAUUUUUUUUAUUUAUUUUUUUUAUUACACAUUGACAAGCUAUUAAAGUUGAUAAUAGAUCAUUAAUGCAUCUGAAUUCACUUAAUGAAAAAGGAAAAAAUAUGCUUGAAAAUACAGUUAUUUUGGUUUGUUAAUAAAUACCCAUGUCAUUUAAUUUCUAUGCUCCAGAUCCAGUAAAUUAUACAGUAUUUUACGUGUUUGGUACAAACCUUAAAAACUGAAAAUAGAAGCAAUACGUGACAUGGGAUUAUUGCAGUAGUAAUGUAUUGGAAAAUAGCA